This is a messenger RNA of Enterobius vermicularis (human pinworm), 1161 nucleotides long. NCBI's taxonomy places the organism in Eukaryota, Metazoa, Nematoda, Chromadorea, Rhabditida, Oxyuridae. The record is from the annotation of a GenBank genome assembly.
AUGGCAAAAACUUUGUAUGGCCUCCAGAACUUGAGGACUGGAGAAUCAACUCGUCGCUCAUGUAGCCAUGCAAAUCAACUCGAAAAUAAGCAGUUGGUGCUAGGAUCACGACAAUUAGAUGUUGGGAGAGUGGGGAAUGUCAAAAAUGGUUGCGUUAGCGAGGAAAAGUGUGAAAAGACGAACUCCACUAAAGGAUCACUGUUUGAGAGUAGCCAGCCACAAAAUAAACGUUUUAAAUCAAGUGACAACCCUCGUGUGCUCAAAAAUGUGAACAAGAACGACGAAGCUCAAAAUGUGGACAGUAGUGACGGUAAUAAUCCUCAAAUGUGUGACGAAAUCUCUUCAAGUAGUCGUCGUUAUCAAAGUAAUGCAUUCAACCGGAGGCCUUCGAGUACGCGAGGGAAAACAAGCGUGUUGGAAAACUUACGUUUUGAUCAAAACACUUCUCCAUCUACCUCAGUGGCAGGUGGGAAUUACGUACCGCCUGAUGAUAAAGAUGAUGCGAAAUUAAGAUCUCUAAGGGUUCGAAGAUACCGCCCGAACGUAGCUCAAAAAAUUGUGACGAUUUCAUCACGACGUGGGAUGCGGGACCCACCCGCGAAAGAACGUCUUCUUCCAGUUCCGGCACCACUUGGAAUCGCCGAAAACGGUUUCGAACUUCCUUUGCGGAGAAAGAGUGCAAGAAUACAAGAAAAGCGGAAGAAAGAGUCUCCCAAAGUAGUUGAAGACGCACAGGCGGCCGAAUGUUUCAUCAAACCUCGGGGCCUCAAGCGAGCGGAGCCAAUUGAGAUCCCCAACUUCAGCUACGUCGGCCCUUUGGAGAUUGCAGCACCCCCAUCAAACAUAAUUAAUGAAGAUCUGAGCGAUGAGGCAUUCUUGAAAAGGCAUGAAAAAAGAGGUAUUGAGGAACGGCGCGCGAAAAAAAUCGACUUGCGCGAGCAACGGGAACAAGCAUUCAGGGAAAGGCUUAUGAGAAAGCAAAUGAAAAAUGUCGAGCCAUCACCGCCUCCACCAGCAAGAUUCACAGUAAUUCAAGUUGAUGCGAGUGAACUCGCACACCCACUAGAGGAGGGGUUCGAUUCAGAAUUGUUACCUGAAAGGUCGCAGUCUCCCACAACAGUGGUCAUUUUAAACAUCUUGUUUCUCAACUUUUCUCCAUGA